Molecule: messenger RNA, 1459 nt
Organism: Brachypodium distachyon (stiff brome)
Lineage: Eukaryota; Viridiplantae; Streptophyta; Magnoliopsida; Poales; Poaceae
Exons: 3
Coding region: 184-1065 (293 amino acids)
Molecular function (GO): RNA binding
Source: RefSeq, a predicted model, not a curated record
CCCCGUACUCUCAAAAUCCUAGCAGCCUCUCACCGACUCACCCUUGUCUUGCGGCGGCGCCGCGAGCAGCCCUCCCUCCCUGUGGUCCAUCUCGCUGCCGAGCGCCCCAGCCCCCCUCGCUCCGUAGCUCGUCUUCCUUCUCGCGCGAGCGCCGCCACCCCUCCCUCCCCAUCCUGCUGCCGAAUGCCCCAGCCCCCUCGCUCCGUCGCUCGUCUUCCUCCUCGCGCGAGCGCCGCCACCCAUCCCUCCCCGUCCCGGCGCCGAGCGCCCCAGUCCCCUCGCUCGUCUUCCUCCUCGCGCGAGCGCUGCCACCGCAGGUAUCUUCCCCUCGAUUCUCUCGCUCCCGACCGUUUCUCCUCCCAUUACCCCACGAACGGAUUCCGCCAUUUAGCUCACAGUUUCAUCCCCUUAAUCUUCCCAAAUUCGCAACCGAGGCAAAAAUCAAGAAGUUGUGCUCCCAUGGCGACAUCAGACGAACAAGCUAAGGAUUAUGCUGAUUUCGAUGCGAGGGUCAAGAGAACGAUAUAUAUCGAUCAUCUCUCUCCUCUUGUUACUAAAGAAGUCAUCAAAGCAGCUCUUGCUCAGUGUGCAAAUGUUGUCAGUUCGGAGUUCAUUGUGAACUACACAAUCCCGUAUGAUAUCCCUUCCGCUGCAUUGGUGGAAUUGGAUGAUGAGUCUCAAGCCAAGGCUGCUGUAGACUUGAUGAAUGAUUUCCCUUUCAUAAUUGGUGGAAUGCCGAGGCCUGUAAGAGCCACCUAUGCAAAGCCUGAGAUGUUUCGGGAUCGCCCUCUUCGGCCUGGCUUGAAGAUGGAAUUCCGGUGGGUAAAACAAGGUGAUCCAGAGUAUGACGGGAUGAAUAAACUGAAGAUCCUUGCAAAGAGGCAAGAUGCAGAAAAUAUGGCACUCAUCAAGAAUAAUCUAGAAGAGGAACAGGAGCUGGCAAAGCAGCAGCAGGAAACACUUGAUGGAAACUACAAGAAGUACGACAUGCUUGAGACUAUCAUGCAAAGUGGGAACAUUCAGAACCUUGCUCAGCAUUAUAAGGUCAAUCUGUCUGACACUUGAUCAAUUUCGCCAGUCCAUGAAACGGCUAUGGAGAUUGAAGCCCCAAUGCAAGCUACGGAACUUUCCGUGGAAUUCCAGCCAUAACUGGUGUGAUGGUUGAAUAGUAAUAAUCCAUUGACUAGUUUGACACGGGCGUGCUCUGCUUGUGGCGAGCUGCAUCUUCUGUGUAAAAGUAGUGGUUCCUUAGUGUUACAGCUGUUAGUGCAUUAUGACAUGUUCACGUUGUUCUUAGUGUAAUCCGUGUAUGAUGUGCAAGUUUAACGUCUUAUCGAGAUGACACAACGAUGUCUGAUACCUGUCCGUGUCAUGCAUGAUGUGAAACUUCCAUAUCAGAGACGUGAUGAUCCCAUGGAACCAAUCUGCUAUAUUUUCUGCAGUUUUGUCGAUCGCUUGA